Carya illinoinensis is the source of this 720-nucleotide messenger RNA. RefSeq lists its product as uncharacterized. The record is from RefSeq and is a predicted model, not a curated record. The coding region runs from base 1 to 720 and encodes 239 amino acids. The transcript has a single exon. Lineage: Eukaryota; Viridiplantae; Streptophyta; Magnoliopsida; Fagales; Juglandaceae.
AUGGCGGACGAAUUGUCUAGUCUUUACGAGGGCCUAUGCCUCACGGAGGAGGAGAAACAAGAAAUAUCCAUACCAUCAAAGGAAGUUCAAGUUUCCUUUGAAAAAAGCAAGAAAUGCUUGGCUGCCCACGUUGUCGUAGAAAAAGAAGUCAAUAGGGGAGCUUUUCAGGCUACUAUGAUCAAGGCUUGGAAAGUGGAGGGUCAGACUUCCUUUAAGAAUCUUGGUUCCAACAGGUUUUUAAUUGAGUUUCAAAACUCUAAGGACAAAGAAAGAGUAAUGGUGGCUAGGCCCUGGUCUUUCGACAGAUCCUUGGUCUGUCUCUUUAACUGUGAAGGCUGCUUGGCUCCUAAGGACAUAGCUUUCAAUGAAGAACCUUUCUGGUUGCAACUGCAUGACUUGCAUUUUGCUGGCAUGAACAAAACCAUGGGAGAAAAGCUAGGUGCUGCUGCAGGCACUGUGCUAUCGGUGGAUGUAGAUGCCAAUGGAAUGGCCUGGGGCAGUUUCCUCAGGGUUAAAGUACUGGUUAAUAUACUGAAACCUCUCACCCGUGGUAGGUUUAUCACUAUGGGAGAGAAACGUUUUUGGAUACCCUUCAAAUACGAAAGACUCCCCAUGUUCUGUUUCCAUUGUGGUGCCAUCAAACACUUGGGAUCCUCCUGCCCAGCAUCACCUUUGAGAAGCAAGCCUCGUGAAGAAACAGUAUCUCAGUACGGCUCUUAG